UGAGGCCUGUCAUCACCGCAGAAGUGGCCGUCAGAUGGCCCACGGGCUCGCGCUGGACCCCAGCACCUGCGGAGGAAACUAAGGGCUUCUAGCGGUGGCGGUUACCAGCCCGGCGGUUCUCGGAGGGGCGGGGCUGGGGGCGGGGAGAGGGAGCUUGGAGGAGCGUCCUGAGUUGCCAUGGAAACGGGACCCUGCGCGGGUGGUAGCAGCCGAAAUGAGCCUCACGAAAUUUGCCCCCCAGGGUUACUGGUGUUUGCUGGCUCCUCGGAACAGGAGGCCAGUUUAGCCAAGCAGUUCUGGAUGUCUGCGUCGAUGUGUCCCACUAACGAAUCUCAGCUGGUGCUGUGCAGAGGUAGCAGUCAGCGCCUGCCGGUGGCGCGGCCCUCUGGGAGCAGCCUACCUGAGAAAAAUUAUUUCCAGCCUUUUCCCUUUGAGAAUAACAAGAAUACAGAAGUCAUUGAUGAAGCCUUAAAGAUUCAGGAAUCUGAGGAGAAAGUAAAGUUUCUCCAAAAGGAAAGUGAUGUCAGAAUCAGAUAAAGAGGACCGAGAAGAAGUCAAAGCCUUGGAAUAGUGUGACUGAAACAGGAAAGAGGAAGGCUUACUUAUAUCUGCACGU
Molecule: messenger RNA, 616 nt
Organism: Galeopterus variegatus (Sunda flying lemur)
Lineage: Eukaryota; Metazoa; Chordata; Mammalia; Dermoptera; Cynocephalidae
Gene: HOATZ
Product: chromosome unknown open reading frame, human C11orf88
Exons: 4
Coding region: 178-537 (119 amino acids)
Biological process (GO): cilium assembly
Source: RefSeq, a predicted model, not a curated record